CCGUUCACAAGUAGUCUGAUGAAAUGACGACGGUCUGUUAAUCUGGGAGUUCUUGUUUCUUCCCGCGCGACCUGUCCCUUUGAACUGACUCACGCGAUGGACUAGACCUUUACGUCCAUUCCGACAGCCGGGUACGCCUGCGGCUGAGCGCGUUUGUCUGUGUCUGUGUCCCCGCGUUUCUUCGUCGUCUUAACAUCUCACACCAUGGCCAGCCAACAGCUGCCUUCGGACCCCCUGUCCACGCUCUUUCCCUCCCUGGAGUUUCUCCGCGCAGAUGGACGCCGGCCCCACGAGCUGAGGGAACUGCGUUUCUCGACUUGCGUUCCCUCCCUGCUUCCUUCGCCGUCUGCUCGCCCUGCUUCCGCCUCCGACCCGCGAAAAGCUGACUCUUCAGUGGAGAGCGAAGAGAACAACCUUGCUCCUUUUGCCUCUGGUGGCGUCGGCACGCAUGCGGACGGCCGUAGCUUGGUCUCCUUCGGCAGCACGAAAGUGGCUGCGUUUGUCUUUGGCCCCAGGCCGCUUCCCGCGGGUGCAGGCAACGCAAGUCGAGCUCUGGUGUCGGCCUCUGGUGGCGGGUGGAGCGAGCGUGGCGUCCUCGAGGAGGGCUUCGACGCUUCAGGUGCGGACAGCGUACUCGGCCAGGGCGGGGCAGCAGGCUCUGGAGGCGCAGCGGAGCGCGCGUCCCUGCUCUGUCGCGUAGGCAUCGCCCCCUUCAGCGGCGACUGGCGGGCAGAUGUGACGCGGAGUGGAGGAGCUGCAGAGGAACAUGAAGUCGCUCUAGGUGUCCGCAAAGUCGUCGAAAGUGUCAUCCUUGCAGAUACCUGCCCGCGGUCCCUCAUUUGUCUGUUCGUCCACGUCGUCGAAAACGACGGAGGAAUAUUGGCAGCGUCCAUCAGCGCCGCAAGUCUCGCCCUUGUUGAUGCAGGCAUUGCCACGAAAGACUUCGUUGCGGCAAUGUCGUGCGUGUACAUGCCUCGUCAACUGACGCCUCUUCUGGACCCUCCUCGAGCUGAGCUACAGACUGGGGCUCCGAGUCUGACUUUGGCGAUGCUUGUGUCUUCUGGUGAGGUGUCUCUUCUUCAAUUGGACGGCCAAGUCUCCACUGACGUCUUUGAGCAGAUGUACGAGGCUUGCGCAGCAGGAUGCCGAGAAGUCGGGGAGGCAAUGAAGGUAACGAUACUAGAAGCCGCGAGUCGGCGGAUUCGUUUCGGUGAUCGUGUCCUUAAAUGACGAAAGACGAAAAGGGACCGCAGGCAGAAUCCCAACAAAACUGCCUGCUGGCAAGUUGGCGUGUGGAAACGCCACUUAUGUCUCGACAUUUUUACGCUUCCAAGUCGCUCUGCUCUGCCGGCUGCUGCACUUGAGGUUUGUCAGUGCCCGCUCCGUUCUCCGGCGAACGCCCUUCGUGCACUGGGAUCCUCUUCAUUUUCGCGUUGCAGUGGUCCGUUAAUUAUCAGGGUCUUUCAGUUACUCACCUAUAUGCGAUGUUGUUAACGAACCAUCGCCAUGUUCAAGAUGCAGGCAGUUGAAUUUUUUCAUGGCGCGUUGCAUCACAGUCGUCUGUGAAAUUUCUGAGCUACUCGGGCGUAUUCAGUGACUGUGAAGCUUUUGACCGAACUGAGACGAUCUGGAUUUUUCUGCUCGCUCGCAAACUUAUCAGAUACUUCGUGUCGGCCGCCUUUAUAGUGGCUAAUGAUCAACCGAGGAGGAGGUUUGCUGAGUUGUGCAAUUGUCAUGCAACGGGGCACUAGU
Toxoplasma gondii ME49 is the source of this 1752-nucleotide messenger RNA. Its product is annotated as 3' exoribonuclease family, domain 1 domain-containing protein. Gene Ontology annotation, cellular component: cytoplasmic exosome (RNase complex). The transcript is spliced from 6 exons. The record is from RefSeq and is a predicted model, not a curated record. NCBI's taxonomy places the organism in Eukaryota, Apicomplexa, Conoidasida, Eucoccidiorida, Sarcocystidae. Gene Ontology annotation, biological process: rRNA catabolic process. The coding region runs from base 205 to 1230 and encodes 341 amino acids.